AGGUUGUUUGACCAGAGAAGAAUCGAAGUGACCCUGGAGGACGUGGACCAGCAUCAAGAGGAGCAGACUGGAUGAUGACGUUGUCGGAUGCGUACCCGGCAGGAGAAGACCCCGAUCUCUCGUCCUGUGUGGACAAGUUGGAGCAUGGGAAGCUCAAAGACUGUGAGCAUGCGAACAGGAGCAAGCCCUACUCGGGCAGCCCGCAGAGCUGGCAUGUCAUGCUGGCGAACCUGAUCGUGUGUCUGAGGCAGUACCUGUCGAACCAGGAGCGCGACACCUUCGACCGCGUACAUGCGGCGGCGCACAGGCGGGAGGUGCCGACGGUUCAGUUCUUUUCCUUCACGCUGGAGCUGCUGCGUCGUCAGGCCCCCCACCUGGAGGACGAGUUCCGCGAGAUCUUCCGGCUCCGAAACGCGUCGAGGAGGAGGGCCCAGCAGAAGUGCUCGGGAGGUUUGAGGAGCGUCAAGUCCGAGCCCGCGCUGGAUACGCUGCCUACACAAGGGAGGAGGAGCGUGCCUCCGAACAGCCGCUCGUGCGAGGACGUGAACGAGGCGAUCUGGCGCUUCCAGGGCCUGUCGUUUGAUCAGGAAGGGAGCCAGACGCUGCUGUGCAAGCGGCAGGGAGAGGACGUGAGCCAGGACGAUCUGGUGAGGCGAAAGACGGGGAUGAUCGUCGAUCAAGAGCAUGUCAUGCGCUCGAUCUGAUGUACAUUGAGAUUGUAAAUGUAAAGGAGGAAGCGAGAGAUUCUUUUUGUGGAUUAUUCGUACUAAUGAUCUAACUUUCACUAUGUGCCAUUAAAACUCGAUGAAGAUGUACCCUCUCCCUCCCCUUCCUCUCCUCUGCUCUCCCUCCUUCAUCUCGUCCUUCAGUCUUCCCCUUCUCGUCAAGUCUUCAUCGCCCCGUCCUCGUUACAUCCCCUGCAUCAUCUCCUGUCCUCCCAGCGUCACACUCCUCACCGUCCCCUCGGGGGUUCGCAGCAGGAUGGGGACGCCACGCGCGAGGUCGGCGAAGAGGCGGGUGAUGCUGCUGAGGCGAAGCCCGGCCACGUCCUGACGCUGCACGGAGAGGAUCUGAGAGCCGACGAGGAGGCCAUGCUGGUCUGCGAGGCCGCCAGGCUUGACGGCCCUAACCGUGACUCUCCUCUCCUUGUCCUGAUGCAGCAGCAUCCCAACCUCCACCAGCUCAGGCCGCUGCUGGGCCGCUACUGGGGGCAGGGCGGAGCUUGUGGGCACCGAUGGCGGGUACUUGAUAGCCGUCAAGACGACACUGUAAGGCUCUUUGUUGCUGUUCAG
Messenger RNA from Guillardia theta CCMP2712, 1292 nucleotides. RefSeq lists its product as hypothetical. The record is from RefSeq and is a predicted model, not a curated record. Lineage: Eukaryota; Cryptophyceae; Pyrenomonadales; Geminigeraceae. The transcript is spliced from 2 exons. Bases 75 to 704 code for a protein of 209 amino acids.